Ogataea haglerorum is the source of this 1098-nucleotide messenger RNA. RefSeq lists its product as uncharacterized. The record is from RefSeq and is a predicted model, not a curated record. NCBI's taxonomy places the organism in Eukaryota, Fungi, Ascomycota, Pichiomycetes, Pichiales, Pichiaceae. The transcript has a single exon. The coding region runs from base 1 to 1098 and encodes 365 amino acids.
AUGCUAAUGUCUGAAGAAAAACAGAUUCCCAUUUGGCAAUCACCAUAUGAUCAGCAUAACUUUUCCGUCCACCAUUACCAGCAGCAGCAAGACCCGAGCUUCCUGGACCAGGCGGGCUACUUCGUCCCCUAUGCUAAUGGCUUCCCGCAACAGACGCAAUAUCCAUCAUACUCUUCAAUUGCCCCCUUUCAAAUAGGUCAUGUUCAGCACUUGAGCGCAAACCCGCUAGCACAGGUACAGACCCACUACUACUCGUACCAAUCCCCGAACUACCAAAGACAACAAUUCACUCCCGACUCCUCCUUCAGCGACAAGCCAGCCAGCGCUGCCGAUCUGAUCUUCGACAUCAGGAAGGACGAGACAGAAGCUUCGCAUGCACAGCCUCAUCAGUACCAACAGCCCCCCAUCAUGGGGUUCGGGUGGCCGCUUCCGCAGUUCCAGCUGGAAGACCGCUCCAAUUCCUUGUUGAAACGCUCCAAAUCGCUUUCGUUCGAAGACACACAGACUACAUUCAAAGCGCGUGACCAAAGACGUUCCCUACCGAAAAACGUGUUACUGGACACCGAGGAGUCGGCAAUGUCUCAGGUUGAGCAGUUGCAGAAGGACUCUUCACUCUGGGAGCUUCUAAAUUCGGUUCCGAAAAAGGGGAGUUCGUAUAAGUGCAGCCACUGCACCGAGAAGUUCACAGCUGUUGAGAGUUUUAUCCUGCAUCUGGAGAAGUACAAGCUUGUGAGAUCCAACAAGUGCCCGGUGAAAGACUGUCCCUACCGAAUCAUAGGACUCCCCAGGAAACCUGAGCUAAGACGUCAUUGUUUGUCGCAACACUCAGAGACACUGGAAAACUUACUGCGACUCAAGUUCCAAGAAGGCAUAGAACUUGACGUCCGGGCUCUGUCGAAGCCCAAAAGUAAUGAAACGGAGACCGAUCCGAAGCAAAAAAAGCCGAACGUGUGUCCGAGGGAAGGAUGCGGCAAGAAAUUCAGAAGGAAAGACUCUCUACAAAGGCAUGAGCGACUAGUGCAUGAAAACCAAAACAGCAGGUUCAAUCAGCGUCUUCGUAUGCAGAAGACGAUUCUAGGAGAUGAUCUAGACGGAUGA